GUAUAAAUACACACGCGCUCUGCCCAUAACCCGUCACCAUGAACACGAUGCUCGUAGCUUCCCUAGCCGUGGCUUUAGCCAUUGUCGCGGCCUUCGCCUCGGCUUCGACAAGCGGUUUCGGCGUCUUCGCGCCUCCUCGAAUCGACGGCUCGCUUGAUGUUCUCGGAUCGGCCAGGGUGGUUCAGCUCGGUGGACCCGUUGGUCCGGAGAGUCUGGCCUUCAAUCCGGCGGGUGAGGGUCCGUACACGGGUGUCGCCGACGGUCGGAUCCUGAGAUGGCGGGGAGAUUCGCUUGGAUGGACAGAUUUUGCUUACACCUCGCAUAAUAGGCAGGAGUGUAGUCGCCCAUUUGCCCCAGAGAUGGAGCAUGUGUGUGGUAGGCCGCUGGGACUGCGGUUCGAUAACAAAACCGGAGAUCUCUACAUUGCCGAUGCAUAUUUUGGCCUUCUUGUCGUCGGUCCAACCGGUGGUUUAGCCAGACCCUUGGUUACGGAAAUCGAUGGCCAACCGCUUCGUUUCACUAACGAUUUGGACAUCCAUGAUCAGGCGGGUGCGAUCUACUUCACGGAUACCAGCACCAGAUUCCAGAGAAGGCAAUUCUUGUUGUCGGUCUUAAACUUGGACAAGACAGGGAGACUGAUCAAGUUCGAAAAAUCUACCGGGAAAGUAACCGUGCUGCUACAAGGGCUUGCGUUCGCAAACGGCGUUGCGCUAAGCAAAGACCAGUCUUAUCUGCUGGUAGCCGAAACGACCACUUGCAGGAUCCUAAGGCUAUGGCUCGACGGUCCGAAGGCGGGAAGCCACGACGUGUUUGCAGAGCUCCCGGGGUUCCCGGACAACGUAAGAAGGAACCCGGAGGGGGAAUUCUGGGUGGCGUUGCACGCGAAGAAAGGGCGAGUGGCAAGACUCGCCCUUUCGCACUCGUGGUUCAGAAAUCUGCUGCUGAAACUCCCCGUGAGCCCUCAGCGUCUGCAUUCGAUAUUCAUCGGGGGAGAGCCUCAUGCGACGGCCAUGAAGCUGAGCGAGACAGGGGAGGUUCUUGAGGUUCUUGAGGAUACUGAAGCGAAGAGGUUGAGUUUCAUCAGUGAAGUGGAGGAGAAAGAUGGCAAGUUGUGGAUGGGCUCAGUUCUCAUGCCUUUCCUUGGAAUUUACGAUUUAUAAUUUUGGAUUUAUGAUUUAUGAUUCCCUCAAUGUCUGGAUAUUUAUGAAUAUGUAUGAUCGAUCAUUUUCCCCUGACA
Messenger RNA from Tarenaya hassleriana, 1237 nucleotides. RefSeq names its product protein STRICTOSIDINE SYNTHASE-LIKE 10-like. Gene Ontology annotation, biological process: biosynthetic process. Gene Ontology annotation, molecular function: strictosidine synthase activity. The record is from RefSeq and is a predicted model, not a curated record. Bases 39 to 1160 code for a protein of 373 amino acids. The transcript is spliced from 3 exons. NCBI's taxonomy places the organism in Eukaryota, Viridiplantae, Streptophyta, Magnoliopsida, Brassicales, Cleomaceae.